This is a messenger RNA of Exophiala oligosperma, 1686 nucleotides long. RefSeq lists its product as uncharacterized. Gene Ontology annotation, cellular component: plasma membrane; cell cortex of cell tip. Gene Ontology annotation, biological process: fungal-type cell wall organization. NCBI's taxonomy places the organism in Eukaryota, Fungi, Ascomycota, Eurotiomycetes, Chaetothyriales, Herpotrichiellaceae. The record is from RefSeq and is a predicted model, not a curated record. The transcript has a single exon. Bases 373 to 1332 code for a protein of 319 amino acids.
AGCGACAAACAGUGACAAGAACAAUAACCCCAAGGCUGAAGCCCAAACUGAUGAGAUACGGAACCUGCGCUCAACAGAUCUUCCCUCCCCUCUAUAUGUAGACACCACACAAUUCACCUCCUUUCCGUCCUUAGUCAACUUUUUUGCACAUGUCGUACUUGACCCAAGGACCAUGACGCACCAAAAACGUCCUCGAAGCACCUUAAUCCGACCUUGACGAGUCCCUCGAGGGAGUCUUUAAUUUUUUUCCCUACGAGCAUUUGUUUCAAACGCCUCUUCUUCACCAUCUCCCUGCAAUAAUACAUCACACACCAACAUCCUUCCGCCAUCCGGGGUGUCUUCUCUUUCCCCUUCAGGCGCCAUCCCGUCACAAUGGGCCUCUUCUCACGGUCCAAGCAGACGACGUCACCCUCGAGCGAACCCAAAAACGAUCCUCUUUCCAACUAUCAGAAACCCCGACCAACGGGCCUCCGCAUCUACACCGGCCUCGCCUACCUCUUGUCGACGAUUUUCCUCAUCCUCGUCGAGAUCGGCAACAUCAACGACAAGGCCGUCAUCCGCUCGACGUACUUUCUCCGGAUCAGCCUCGCGGACAUCAUCCCGUCGUCGUUCCCGAACGCCGCCUUCAUCAACAGCAUCGCCCAGACCAUCGGCCUCCACGAUUUCUAUCAGGUGGGACUGUGGAAUUUCUGCGAGGGCUACGACGACCAAGGCAUCACCUACUGCAGCCCGGCCAAGACGCUCUACUGGUUCAACCCGGUCGACAUCAUCCUGAACGAACUCUUGGCCGGGGCGAGCAUCACCUUGCCCACCGAGGUCGUCGACGUCCUGAACCUGGUCAAGCUGGCCAGCCGGUGGAUGUUUGUGUGCUUCCUGAUCGGCACCAUCCUCAGCUUCUUGUGCGUGUUUCUCGCCCCCCUGGGCUUCAGCAAGAGGCCGAGGUGGCAGCACAAGGCGCGGAGGAUCUUCUUCCGCCAGUUGCCCAUCACCGUCCUGACCUUUGCCGCGUUGUUGUUCACGGCCGCGGCGUCGGUGAUCGCCACCGUCAUGUUUGUCAUCUUCCAGGACAAGUUCUCGGGCGCCGAGGACCUCAACAUCCGCGCCUACCUGGGCAAGCCGAUGCUGGCCUUCAUGUGGGUGGCCACGGGGUUCAACCUGAUGGGGUUCCUGAUGCAGAUCGGGACGUGCUGUGGCGUGUGCUGCUGUACGGGCCGACGCAAGGCCGAGAGGAGGAGCCGCGCGAACGCCGCGGGGACGACCGUGAGAGAAAAGGACGGCCAAGGCUCCGGCCGGGAACCAGGUAAAUUCGGGUUCAGGAGGAGAGCGAGAUAGAAUGGCGGUGCAGGGUGGUGCCGUUCUGCGUGCGCGUUGUCUCAAUUCGGGCUUCUACCCCAGUUGAAUGCUGAGAUGAGAGCAUUCUCGGCCAAAUCGCAGCUGUCCAUUGACCAUACGCUCCGCGGUUGAUAGAUUCGAGUUCUUUCUCUUCUACUUGUCGGGCGAUUGGCGUCAUAGCAAGCGGGACCAGGAGGAGUUCACGGUGUAUACACCGAUAAGCACAUACUAUUGUAAUGACCCGGGGUACCGACCACGUACAAAGCCAACAAUGAUCGAUACCAGAUCUUUGGGGUAUGAAGUUUUUCUUUUCUCAAUUCUAGCUCGUCAAUGCUAUUUGAUACAUACAGUGAA